AUGCAGUUCUCCAAGGUCGUUGCCUUCGCCUUCUUGGUUGGCUCUUCCCUAGUUCUUGGUUCUACCGUCCCGGAGAAGCGCGUCUUCACCAACAAUGGCGUCACUUUCCGUGGUGAGGUCAAUGGCCAUGCUUUUGAGGAGACUGGCACUGUUCAGGAAGUCUGGGCUACGCUCAAGGCUCGUCAUCCGGAGUUUGAGCUCGAUGCUACUGCUGUUGCUGAGCGCAAGGAGAAGCGUGACAAGGUCCUUCCUCCUCUCUGCAUCCCGGUUGCUGGUCAAGACUGGAACUUCGCUGAAGCCGCCGCUAUCGACGAUGGUAUCAACUACCUCAAGGGCCUCAAGUCAACCUUGAGCAUCGCAGGCAACACCUGUAGCCGCAUCUCCUGCAGCUAUAACUCCGCUAUUCACUGGUGCAAUGACAAUAACGGCGAGGUUUCCGCUGACUCCGGCUAUCUCGCUUCCUUCGCUCAGGACCUCCAGGAUCAUUGCCAGCACUGUAUCAGUUCCGGCCAUAGUUUCUUCUGCGUCGUUGGCGGUCAGGAGUUCGAGGACGAUGAGCACUACAACGUCAUUGUUCGCGAUGCUUCUUGCUAA
Messenger RNA from Hyaloscypha bicolor E, 594 nucleotides. RefSeq lists its product as uncharacterized. The record is from RefSeq and is a predicted model, not a curated record. The transcript is spliced from 5 exons. The coding region runs from base 1 to 594 and encodes 197 amino acids. NCBI's taxonomy places the organism in Eukaryota, Fungi, Ascomycota, Leotiomycetes, Helotiales, Hyaloscyphaceae.